Molecule: messenger RNA, 3655 nt
Organism: Triplophysa dalaica
Lineage: Eukaryota; Metazoa; Chordata; Actinopteri; Cypriniformes; Nemacheilidae
Product: putative helicase mov-10-B.1
Molecular function (GO): RNA binding; 5'-3' RNA helicase activity
Source: RefSeq, a predicted model, not a curated record
AUAUCCUUGUUUCAACACUAUUUGUAUGUUUAUACUUGUAAUUCGCAAAAACAAAAGGAUUCAAGUAAUGAUUGGAUGUGUAUAAUAUUAAGUUACUUUAAAGACUUAGUUUCGUUUCCACAGUGUCAACCUCUUCCGCAAAAACAGCUGCGCUUCAUACAAGCAUGAGAGUGAAGGUAGUAUUACUCUGGUAAGCACCUCAGAGCCCUCAGCAGUGAGCACUAAAGUCAGACAACAUGAGCAGAAGAAACAGAAAAAGGCAUUUUUCUCUAAAAGACAUGUGUGCGGUUGGAUUGGAUUUUAUAGAGCUGCUGGAGGAAUCCGGCAGGAGAUCUAUUACAGCGAAAGAAGAGCUCAGGAAAAUUUACCUUAACGAGUUUCAAAACAGACUAUCCAGGGACGGAUUCAGAGAUCCAAGCUUCUCUAAUGUCCUGUAUGGAUUAAGAAAAAACAGAAAAGCUCGCAUUACUAGAGAUGGACAGGUUUACUUCAACCCUCAGAUUCGAGUGCCUUUAGACAAUCAAUGCAGACAGCAAAACCAAGCCAUGACCCCUCCGACUUAUGGUAGUUCAUCAUCUCCUAAUGGCCAGGAGGCCUCUGACCCGCCUUUGGUUCCAGGGCCAGAGGGUGGAGUCAGGGCGAGAAGAAAACUAGCUAAAGACAUACUACGCCGACUGAACACUGUAGACAGGUCUGAGUUUAUUGCUGAUAAAUAUGGGGUGCGAGUGUUUUCAGAGGCACUGACAGAAGAUGGCAAGAUUCAGUUCUUCGUGGACGGAGCUGAAGUUCAUGAGCUGAAGCUGUUUGUGGAGAACACGGGUCAGGAUGUGGUGUAUUUCACAUACUACACGGCCCUUCACUGGCUUCAGUGUUUUACUCUAGAAGACAGCCAGAGAGUCACACGCAACAAUCCGCUUCAACUUCAACCAAGUGAACAAUAUGAGGUGAUCGUCAGAUUCAGAUCAAAUCACAUUGGCGUUUAUUCUGCCACACUGGCAUUUGAGUUCAAGAAAGACACCAUGGCCCACCAUUUCCACAUUGUGCGCUUCACUGAAGCGUUUUACAGGUCCGAACUUGCUGCCCAACUUGGUCCUAUAGAACCAUAUAAACCCUUCAGACUUAUGCUCAAUGAAACAGCGAACUUCAAUGUGGAUGAGGGUUUUCGUCCUGAAGAUUCGACUCGAAACUAUUUGCAAUUUGUUUUGCCACUGGAGCGACACCCUCUUCCAUCGUACAUCCAUGAUUUGGUCAAUUUCCUGAAAAGCACUAAUUCUUCCCGAGCUCUCACAACACAGCUCCAGGUAUCUCGGUCUCUGCUGGAGAGUGAUCUGAAUUUCCAGGAAUACGCAAAGCGGUUUGAUUUACUGCUGUUCCUAGAGGAGGAUCAGAUGCGUAUGGACAUAAAGAGAUACAACAAAGAUGAUGUCCCCAUGAAGAGGGACAGUGAAAAGAAAGGACUGCUUGUCUUAGAGCUUCCUGGUGUGUCUGAGAACCGUCCAUCAGUUCUGAGGGGAGAUCAUCUGUUUCUCACUAAGAGUGAGGAAAUCAAGGCCUUUAAUCUAACAAAAUUCAAGGGCUACGUCCACAGAGUAGAACUGGACCAGGUCAAACUGGGCUUUUCCAACAAGCUGCUUGCCAAUUUCAUUGACAAUAUGAAAUUUCGUGUUGAGUUUACUGUCAAUCGUCUCCCAUUAAAACUGCAACACCGAGCCGUGAACAUGGCUGUCGAGCACAACCUCGGAGAUGUGCUGUUUCCUAACGGCUCGAGGAACAGGGACCUCAUGUCUGUACCUAAUCUAAGAUUCUUUGAUUUAAAGCUGGAAAGAAAUCCUGAACAGAAAACCGCAGUAUGCAACAUCGUCACAGGUGUGUCCAAGCCGGCUCCGUACUUGGUGUUUGGACCUCCAGGCACAGGAAAAACUGUCACUAUAGUGGAGGCUAUCAAACAGGUGGAGAAGAAUAUAGCUGGUGCUUUUAUUCUAGCGUGUGCUCCAUCUAACAGUGCCGCUGAUCAAUUGUGUGAAAAACUGAUCGACAGCCAACAUGUUGACAAAGGGAAAAUCUACAGACUCUACGCCAGUUCACGCAACCCUAAACACAUCCCUGCAGCUCUAGUGAAUAACAGCAAUGUGGAAGGAGAUUCAAUUGUGUUUCCAUGUAAAGAUGAACUAAUGACCUAUAAGAUCCUGGUCAGUACUCUGGUCACUGCAGGCAGGCUUGUCAGUGGAGGUGUUCCUGUGGGUCAUUCUCACAUCUUUGUGGAUGAAGCAGGACAUGCUGUGGAGUCAGAGACCAUCAUCAGUGUAGCAGGUUUGCUAGAUGCAAAGACCGGACAACUUGUUUUGGUUGGUGAUCCCAAGCAGCUGGGGCCAAUUCUGAGAUCUCCUUUUGCCAUUAGAUAUGGAUUAGGUCUUUCAAUGCUGGAGAGGUUAAUGACACAGAUUGAACUUUAUCAAAAAGGUGCAACAGGAUAUGACAACCGCUACGUCACCAAGCUGCUGAAGAACUACAGGUCUCAUGCAUCCAUUCUGAAAGUUCCUAAUGAAUUGUUCUAUGAUGGGGAGUUGAUGGUGUGUGCAGAUGAGAUCAGCUUGAACCAAUUUUGCAGCUGGGAGCACCUGCCUAAAAAAGACUUCCCUGUGAUUUUCCAUGGAGUGAUUGGGAAGGACGACAGAGAGUCAAACAGCCCCUCCUUCUUCAACACCUCCGAAAUCGAGAUCAUCAUGAAAUACCUGGAGAAGCUUCUCCUCACACAGGCCAAGAAAGGCAUUGCUAAAAUGCACCCCAAAGAGAUCGGCAUUAUCGCCCCCUAUAGGAAACAGGUGGAGAAAUUCAGGCAAGCCAUCAAAAUACACAGAGAGCUGAAAUCCUUCAUGGGCAUUGAAGAGCUCAAGGUUGGUUCAGUGGAAGAAUUUCAAGGCCAGGAGAGGAAAGUGAUCAUUGUGUCAACUGUUCGCAGCAGCAAGGAGAACAUCACUUUUGAUGAAACAUUCAACAUUGGGUUCCUCAAAAACGAGAAGAGAUUCAAUGUGGCGGUGACGAGAGCCAAAGCUCUGCUGAUUAUAGUGGGAAACCCCAUCAUUCUCCAGACAGAUACAAACUGGGGCAGGUUUAUUAAGUACUGCACUGAUGAAGGAGGUUAUACCGGAUAUGAUAUUUCCAACUUGGAGGAAGCAGAUGACGUUGUUGAUCGCUUGCUUGCUCUUAAUUUGAAUCCACUGGUGCUGGUGGAAACAGAGGAGAGUGUCGUCCAACAAUAUGUGAAUCCGGGUUGGAGACAUGAACACUGAAGUGCAUAUAAUUCUCAAAGCCACACUUCUUUAGUUAUAUAUUAGUUAUUUUGUUUAAGAAUAGAUACAUUUAAGAGCAUUGAUCUUUGUUUUCAGGAUGGAAUUGGUUUUGUCAAGUUACACAAGGAAACAUUUGUGACAUAAACCAGAUUAAAGUAUCAAAUUCUGAGAUAAUAAAUCUCAAAGUUUGAUUUCAAUCUUUAAUUUCACUAUGAUUUUAUUGUUUGACAUGACCUUACUUACAGAAGGCUCUUUUAUAUUAUGUAGAAUAAAACAGUGCAUCACAAAAAAAUAUACUUUGUCUGCAUAUUGAACACAGGGUUAGUAAGCCACUGAUUUUAUCAAUAAAGAAUUUUUUUACUUUA